Messenger RNA from Ruditapes philippinarum (Manila clam), 1463 nucleotides. RefSeq lists its product as uncharacterized. NCBI's taxonomy places the organism in Eukaryota, Metazoa, Mollusca, Bivalvia, Venerida, Veneridae. The record is from RefSeq and is a predicted model, not a curated record. The coding region runs from base 80 to 1195 and encodes 371 amino acids. The transcript has 3 exons.
GUAUUUAUGUUAAUGUCCAUCUCUCAAUACGAUAUUAUAGUAGUGUAGCCAAUGUCCCGCUGAAAACCCAGUUCAAAAAAUGAAUCUGAAAAUAAACUUCAUCGGGAUUUUGUUAAUAUCUUUCAUCAAGAAUGCGGAAUUUAUGCUAUCAAAUGCGAGUAUGGGACAUUUAGCCGCUCCAAUAGAAGUCAAGUCAAUUCAUGUGACGUCAUCAUUACCAGCUUGUACAAAUGUCACGGUCACAUUCGUUGCUAUGGAGAACGUGACAGUUUUGUGGACCAUAAAUGAAGGAUUUCUACCAGAAGAUUUAAAUGCACGAGCAACGUCAAGCGUUCAAGCGACAGGACAGUCUAAGAGUGCUUCAAUCUGUUUACCAACAGACAUGGCAUUUGAUUCACUUCGACUACAUUUGAUUUGUCAGAUGCAUUCAUUUGAAUUACACCUUAGUCUUCAGGUUUCACACAACAUGUCAAAUACACAAGAGGAUAUUAAACAAUAUUAUCUAUUGGUUCCACAGUCCAAUGAAAUUGGAAUUAGUUCUCGAGGCGAAGCAAGAUUCCACGUGAUGGUUGAUACUUCCGGUACAAAGUUUUCAUUUGGAAUGCUUCAGGCGGAAGCUACGUUACUUAAUGGCGCCGUACAAGAACAUGAUGCAGCAUUUUCGUUCCUACCAGACAACAACAACAACAAAAUGCUUAGAAUGCGAAAAAUAGCAAAUUCCGGAACAGAGUACCAUGCCGACAUUGCGAUUAUUUCAAGAAAUUUAAAGAAAAGCAAGACCAUGAUUUCUGUAUCUGUAGCCUGUACACAGCCUGCAAGUAUUCUUCACAGACUUGAUAUGAAACAAGUUACCUAUCUUCAGAGAAACACUGCAGGACUUUCAUCCAGUCAAAUGAACCCUGUUGCAUUUUUAGGUGAAAAUAAACAGGAGUCAGUAACUCUAGCAAGAGAAGGUAAUACCUUGCUGAGAUGCAAAUCAUUUGGUUUUCCACGACCAAAUGUCACACUACUAAAACAAGAAGGCAACAAACUCCGCCCUCAGACUGUUCCGUUUUACACGACAUCGCUUGAGUUUGAAAAGACCACGGUCUACCAAUUACUGAAUGUAACUGUGCAAGAUUCAGGACUUUAUAUUUGUAAAUCAUCAAACACAAUAUCGUCUGCUGAGAAAACAUACUCUGUGAAAGUUCAAUGAACUACAAUUUUAAGUUUAGAACAAUGAUACCACAUUAUCCAUAUUAUAAAACGUUAUAUACGUAAGACUAUGAAAACUUUUAAAAAAACAGAUUGCUCGAUAUAUGAAAGCAAAAAUGUCAUAAUGGUUCAACAGGAUAAUCAAGUAUGCCUGUUUUGAAAAGCUGAAGCUACUGUGUUUUUAUUAAAUAAACGAAUCUUUUACGUACAUAUAUUGAUUACUUUAAAACAGAGCAAGAUAACCUUAUCAUAAUACAUGUAGUUUAAUA